Vigna umbellata (rice bean) is the source of this 1286-nucleotide messenger RNA. The record is from RefSeq and is a predicted model, not a curated record. Lineage: Eukaryota; Viridiplantae; Streptophyta; Magnoliopsida; Fabales; Fabaceae.
ACUAUGAAAUCGCCUUAUCUCUAGUUGAUGCAAAAUUUCCAAUAGGUUGUUUACUUAGUGAAACUUGACUAGUUGGUUAAGAAUUGAACAUAGUAUGUGCUAUUAAACCAACCAGUAUAAAAAUAGUGAGUAAUCUUCCCCGCUUAAUCUAUCAUAUUCUAUGUUAUGUAUGUUAAGCUAACUUAAAGAAAGCAGAGUCUUUAAACAUAGUUUGUGAAAAUUUUCUUAUGAGAAACUACAAAAAAUGUUAAAACACAAUCAACACUCCCUUAUGUUUUUCACGAUAAUAACCACAUACAAAGUAGAUUUUUACAAAAUUAAUAAAGCAAGAUAUUAUGCUAUAUCAUUUAUUACGAUAAGACUUCUUUUUUCCUCCUCUUAUCUCCUAAUGAUAUAAUCUGAUCAGUUCUGCAUCUUAUGUAGAUGACAGUGAACAUGCAUACACUAAAUGUUUUUUUUCUCCUUGGAGACGCAGCUCUAAAUUGUCUGCCAGUACACUGGUCCGGAAUGUCUUUCUUCGUGUUAUGGACAAGUUUAUAUGUCAUUUUCCAGUGGACUUUUCAUGCCUUUUCCUGGAUUUGGUGGCCAUACCCGUUCCUUACUUUGUCAUCACCCUAUUCUCCAUUGUGGUACUUGUUGAUUGCAUUGCUACAUAUUCCAUGUUAUGCCAUGUUUAAGCUGAUUGUAGAAAUCAAACAUUAUUUCUUGUCGAAAUGGUUCCCUUCCUCCACUCAGUUCUAAAGAUUGAGUGGUCUAAGACUGGGGCCCCUGAAGAGCUAGAAAUGGCUUAGCCUGCACCGACUACAUUUAGCUCUCCCAGCUGCACUGUGGAUGGUUGAGGUUUGUUACUUGCUUAUGGCUCAAACAAAUUAGUGAUAGUUAGCCAACAUAGUAAAGUGAAUCUUCCAAAACCGAGUUUCUGCUACCAUUCAACUGCUUUCCAGAGCAAAGUAGAAGCAGGAUUUAUGUAGGAACGAAUAGAGUAAGGAGCCAUUAAUUUUAUGGUACAAUAUUGUUCUAUUCCUCAAUAGUUGGGACUAGGAAUCAUGUUUACUAUGUGAUUAUCAAUGUACCACUCAUCGACUCAUGGUCCCACGUGUAGAUUUGUAUUCAAUAUCACAAUAGUCCGGGAAAUGGUAUAUUCCCAUUUUUGCUAAAGUAACUUUAGAACAUCGUUUGUAUUGUUUAUUGGCUUAAUUAUUCCUUUAAUAUUUGUAGUUAUAUUUAUUUUAGGUUCUGAUUUCUACACAUUAAAAAAAAUCAUUUUACUCCCUACAAACUCCAUA